This is a messenger RNA of Candida dubliniensis CD36, 2688 nucleotides long. RefSeq lists its product as uncharacterized. The record is from RefSeq and is a predicted model, not a curated record. The transcript has a single exon. The coding region runs from base 1 to 2688 and encodes 895 amino acids. Lineage: Eukaryota; Fungi; Ascomycota; Pichiomycetes; Serinales; Debaryomycetaceae. Gene Ontology annotation, molecular function: DNA binding. Gene Ontology annotation, cellular component: nucleus.
AUGGAAAUAGCUGGUCUGGAGGAUACAUUGCAAUCUCAAGAUCUUGAAUCUAGCAAUGGGCAAGAAGAAUUUGAGAGUCAUCUAAAUUCAACCACACGUGGUUCCUUAUUAAAUGUACUACGUGGAAACCAGACUACCAAGAAAAACUCAAACACUUCAAAAAUACGAAAGGAGAAACAUGAGCCAGUAGUGAAUGAAGACACUACAAAGCAAGAAUAUCAUCCUACACCUUUAACUUCGAAAGAUAUAUUUAAAAUAUUUCGACAAAAAGACAAACAGAAAUCCACAUUGUCUGAGAUUCAGCAAACACCAGCACAAGAACAACACAGCAAAACUUCUCAAGGUCUUCCCAAUGAUAUGAUUUGCAAUUCGUUGGAGAUUUUGGAUUUCACAGCUGACAUUGAAUCAAAAAUAUUUGCUAACAAGAAAUCAACCUCAGUAAAAGACUUGUUCAACAAUUUCAGACCAAAGAAAAUUGUCUCCAUAAAGUUGUCUCCACAAAUACUAAAGAGUAUUUCUUCAAGCUGUUCAAAUAUUGAGCAUUCCAGAGGUUUAGAUGUACUUCCUGGUUUGAGAACAACAUUUGCUGCUCAGGAAAUGUUACAACGAGGAAAGCCAACAGUGCCAAUUCACAAUACAGAGAAAAUUGAUAACAAAAAUAAUGACAUCCAAUUGCAUACAUCACUUAUGGAACGAAAAAUUUAUGAAUCAAGACCCAAAUCCAGUGUACAAGAUAUACUUAAGCGGAGAAGGAAUGACGAUAAAACGACAAGAACACAGCCAAUAGCAAGACCGACAUACUUUAUUACCUUGAAAAUGAAUUCCAAACACCUAGCGGAAAUUAAACAAUAUGAAAAUCCACUAAUAACAAAAGGAAACAAGACAAGUACUAAUGGCAAGACAAGUGCUUCCUUAUUUGCUAGUAUGAUGCAAGCAAGUAAAUCUGCAACAAAGUUAGAAUCUAUGUGGCAAUCAAAAAAUUCUAUAAUAUUACCAAAUUCCAUAAAGAAAGAAGAGUUUCAUAUUUACGAAAAGGAGGUUUCAAAUCCUAGGAAGCUUUCAUUGGAAGAAAGAAAUAGAAAUUUUAGGUGUGAUAUUUACCCCGGGAAUUUUGAGUCUUUUGCUGAUUUAUUCACAAGAAACACCACCUCUAUUUACCAUCAUGAGAUCAAAGACAAAAUUGAUUUGAAACAGUAUGCGUUGUCUAAACUACCAAAUUUAUUAAAAGCUUCUGCUCUUGAGUUUGUGUUCAAUAUGAUUGCCCAACCAAAACAGGGAAUGUGGACGGAGACAUUCAAACCACAAAAAAUGAAUCAAUUGCUAAUGCAUAAACGAAACAAGAAUGAUAUUUAUAAUUGGAUUUCUAAUUCUUUCCUUAAACUAAAAUCUCAAGCACCGAUCAAGGAUAUGAAACAAAAAAUAAAACAAAGACGCCAGGAAUCUUUUAUUGUCUAUGAUUAUGAGGACGAGGAAACCGAAGAGGAAGUUUAUUCGCCGUUUUUGAUUCUUCAAGGAUCAUGUGGCUCGGGAAAAUCAACAGCUGUGUUUACUGCUAUGAAUGAAUUAGAUGGCUUUGUUCAUGAAAUAAACACCAGCCAAAAUAGAGGCCGUAAGGACAUCUUUGCCAGUUUAAAAGAACUCUGUACCACAGAAGCUGUGCGUGAUACUAAAGAGUUUCAUAGAGGAGUGGUUCUACUUGAAGAUGUAAACGUGUUGUUUGAACAAGAUAAAACAUUUUGGCUGGUUGUUCAAGAAGUUAUCAAUGUUUCCAAAAGACCAAUAAUUUUGACAUGUGAGGAGAUAUGGAACAUCCCCAAGAACUUGAUUGAAUUUGCUCAGCAUGACGAGUCCAUGAUUUUUAUAGAUGAUUAUGUGAUCCUGAAAAACUUGGUCAUUGAUUAUCUUUGGCUAUGUUGCUUGGUUUAUAAUUGCGAUGUUUCCAGAGAUAUACUUGACGAAGUUGUCGAUGAGAAUUGGGAUGGACACAAUUUUGAUGUUCGAGGGUGUCUAAUGAGUUGUCAAAUUAUGUGUCCUAAUCGACCCGAUGGUUUAACUGUCAUUACGAGGAUACCUGAAGCAACCGAGAAAAGAGUUUUGAGCAACAUUAAUGAAGCAUCACAUAUACUUGAUAUCAAUUCGUGUAGUGAUGUCAUUGGAGAAAACUCUAUUUCUCAGUUAACCCAUACAUUGCAAGUAAACGAAUUUGAUGAUAUUUAUUGGAUUGACGAUUGCCAUAAUCACACAUUGCCGUAUGAGUUAAAUAUAGGAAAUAAGCUAAGUGAUAAAUUGGAAGAAUUUGAAUUGGAUUUUUCUGUCCCACAACAAAAAUUUAUAAUGAAUGAUUUAAGAUACGAGGCAAACAAAUUUAUUGGAUCAAGAAUGAAGUAUUGUUCCAACGGGGAUUUCAGGAGAUCAACUAGAUCUGGCGGUAGUAGUGGUGGUGAAUCGAAUGCAUAUUUAGAUACCACUGGUAUUCCCGAUACCUCAUUUUUGAACCAUAUUGCUAACAAUUCGUUUAUUCUAGAUUUACUUCCAAUGGCAAGACUUUGGAGUCAGUACCAAAAAGAUAUUGAUCAAUUUGAAAAGGAUGCGCUAGAUGAAGGUAAGCCAAGUAUUAAAAGAUUUCUCAAGUAUCGAGACUUUCGUCAUAAAACUACAUUAGAUGCCACCAUAAGUAGAAAUACAUAA